AUGGACCAACAAGAGCAGAUUAAUGCGGCAUUAAGAGAGGAUGUUGACUCUAUAAAAACAACAAUGGGUAAGCUCCUCGAGCUGUUCCAAAAUUUGGCCACCAAGGAAAGUACCGCUCAACCGCCAAGGAGUACGGAAUGGCCUGAACUCGGCCUUCCUAAGGGCUAUACUCCUCUAGUAGAAGAAAGUGACCCAACUCAGACUCCUGUCAUAAUACCAGCCACAAUUGGAGACCCUACUCCCCAAGGGGUUUUAAUGGGCCAAAAAGGAAGUAGUCAACCUCGUCAUGCAACCAAUGAAGUGGUAGGUUAUAUGCCAAAACAAUCAACAACUGUCAAUGCUCACAUUGAUAUUGAACCUGCUCAAAUAUACCGGGCUUUUGAAGAAAGACUAAAGGUUGUAGAAGGUUUCAGUGCUUAUGGGGUCGAUGCUAUGGACAUGUGCUUAGUUCCAGAUGUGGUCAUCCCUCCAAAAUUCAAAGUACCUGACUUUGAGAAGUACAAGGGUGUCCAUUGCCCAAGGAAUCACUUGAAGAUGUUUUACAGGAAGAUGGCUGCGCACGCCACUGAUGAGAAGCUUAUGAUCCAUGUGUUCCAAGACAGUCUAAGUGGAGCAUCAUUGGAUUGGUAUAUGCUAUUGGAGAGGACCCAAAUCCAGACAUGGAAGGAUCUUGCUGAUGCUUUCCUAAAGCAAUACAAGUAUAACUUGGACAUGGCUCCCAAUCGCAUGCAACUUCAAAAUCUCAUUCAGAAGAGCGGUGAAUCUUUCAAAGAAUAUGCUCAAAGGUGGAGAGAAUUGGCUGCUCGUGUGCAACCACCGUUGAUAGAAAAAGAAUUGGUUGACACUUUUAUGAGUACGUUGCAGGGUCCAUACUACGAGAAGAUGAUAGGGAGUAUGUCAUCUAGCUUUGCCGACAUGGUUAUGAUUGGAGAACGAGUGGAAGAGGGGUUGAAGAGCGGUAAAAUAAAAAGUGCCUCCAAUGGUCAGGAUGGGGCAAAGAAGUUCUCCAGCAACGACGAUAAGAAGAAAGAGGGAGAAGCUAAUGCUGUGGUGGUAGGAUCAUCACAAAUGCCUUUGACUCAAAUGCCAUACUUCCAAUACCCGUAUGUGGCGGCUGUAGCCAAUGGGCAGUACCCGCAACAAGCAGGCUAUAUACCUCUGCCUCAGCAACCAUUAGUGAUACCUCAGCAGAAUCAUCAUCAGCAACAAAAUGGGUACCCUCGGAAGUACCAAGAUGGGCCUAAAAGUAACCAUAAGAGGAGACACACACACUUUGAUCAUGUACCCAUACCGUAUGGUCAAAUACUGCCGUACUUAAUCCAGAAAGGGAUGGUCGAACUAAAACCUCUUCCCCCCGUGGCACCACCUUACCCACCUGGUUUCAAUGAGAAUGCUAGAUGUGACUAUCACGAUGGGGCACUCGGACACAACAUUGAGAAUUGUAGGGGUUUUAAACAUAAGGUUCAGGAGCUUAUCGACCGCAAAUUGCUUUCAUUCAAAGAGGAAUCUGAUUCGUAA
Messenger RNA from Trifolium pratense (red clover), 1518 nucleotides. RefSeq lists its product as uncharacterized. The record is from RefSeq and is a predicted model, not a curated record. The transcript has a single exon. Lineage: Eukaryota; Viridiplantae; Streptophyta; Magnoliopsida; Fabales; Fabaceae. Bases 1 to 1518 code for a protein of 505 amino acids.